AAGGAUAGGACACAGCACCAUCUCUCCACCAAACCUCCAGACGUCCUGACCUUGGCAGUGAUGUAUACUGUACCAAGGAUAGGACACAACACCAUCUCACCACCAAACCUCCAGAUGUCCUGAUCCCAGACAGUUAUGUUAGUCUUAAGGAUAUACUGUACCAACAUAAGAUGUAACACUAUCACACCACCAAACCUCAAAACGUCCUGAUCUCAUGCAGUGAUGUACAUAGCACCUUCUCACAACCAAGACUACAGACGUCCUGAUCCCAGUCAGUGAUGUAAACACAUACUGUACCAAUUCACGGUUGGGAGUAAGAACACCACACCUUUUCGCCUCCUCAUUACCAAACCUACUGGACCUAUAUUAUUGUGUAUCUGGGAUAUAAACUCUAAAACAAGAAGAUGGCGCUGGAUAGUGUGCACCUCAAAGCCACGAAAGAAGUGGAAGAUUUUGACCUCGAUGACAUUGACAAACUCCUCUCACAACUGACAACGGAGGAGAUUGAGGAGCUUAAUGGCGACUUCGACCCUGAUAACUCGUUUCUACCACCAAGUCAGCGCAUGAAACCGCAGACAACAAAGGACCCCACUGGUCCAUAUAAACGGGAGAAGCUGCUGGCCUUCCUGGAAAAGAAAGCCAAGGAGGAGAAGGACUGGGAACAAGUGAAACCCUAUGUCAAGGAGACAAGAGGGAAGAUCUAUAAACCGAAAGAGGAGCCUAAGGUGGAGGUACAUGAGGACGAGGCAAUACAGACUGAGUGGGACGAUAUCUUAGCCGGGGCAUCAGAGGAGGAGCUUGUAGACCUUGCUGCUGUGUUGGGAUUUCAUGGCAUGCUGAAUCAGACACAAUACUACGCAUCCUUAGAGAGUGAGGACAUAUCACACACCGGCGGCUUUACUGGAACGGCCAAAGCACAGGUACUGAAGCUGGUGCCUGCAGAACCUCCAAACCCUACUGAUGUGGAGGAAAGUAUAAAAAAGAUCCAAGCCAAUGACGCUAAACUGAAGUCACUCAACCUCAAUAACAUUAAGAACAUUUCAUAUGAGCGACAGAUUGAGGUUAUAGAGGGACUUAAAAGCAAUACCUGUCUAGAGACACUGGAGAUGGCAAACGUAGCAAUGACUGACAGAGUGGCUUCUGUUGUUCCAGAUGCUCUAAGGGCCAACAAGACACUCAAGGUGCUAAGUCUUGAGUCCAACUUCAUAGGUGGGGAUUGUUUGGUGGAGAUCCUUAAGGCUAUCAAUGAAAACCAGACACUUCAGGAACUGAGGUUUGCUAACCAGAAACCUGAGGCACUAGGAAACAAAGUAGAGAUGAAAGUGUUAAAGAUGAUUGAAGCCAACACAUCCCUACUUAAGUUUGGUAUCCAUUUCGAAUUCCCCGAGCCCAGAGUCCGCGUCCACGACAAAAUUCAAAACAACAAUGAUGAAUUGAGGAAGAAGCGGUUAGGAGAUGACAAAUCUUCAUCUUAGACUUCCAUAGAAAUUGAUAGAAUGGGAUGGUAACCAGCCAUUACAGUUGAGAGAAUCGUGUGACUAAUGACUUAGACAACUAUUUUAAUUAUGUACAACUUUCCCAUUAGAAGAAGGAGAGUACCCUAGUGCCAUUUGGAGGGAUUGCUCCAUAAGUUGGCAGGUCUUUAUUAGUCCUCAGUUAAAGUCUGUGUCCCUCAAACCAAGGACAGGGCUUUGUGUAUCUCUAGGUAUUAUGUUCCUGUGUACAGCUGCUGGGGUGAUGUGUCCUGUCGCAGAAGUCUGUUCAGCCCGUUGGAUGGGACAUACUGUGAUCAAUACCACCAUUGGUGUUCUGUACAGUCUUUAGACUGGGAUGUCCUAGUGGUCAGUACAGUCUAUAGACUGGGAUGUCCUAGUGGUCUGUACAGUCCCCAGACUGGGAUGUCCUAGUGGUCUGUACAGUCCCUAGACUGGGAUGUCCUAGUGGUCUGUACAGUCCUUAGACUGGCAUGUCCCAGUGUUCUGCACAGUCCCUAGUGGGAUGUCCUAGUGGUCUGUACAGUCCCUAGACUGGGAUGUCCCAGUGGUCUGUACAGUCCCUAGACUAGGAUGUCCCAGUGUUCUGUACAGUCCCUAGACUGGGAUGUCCCAGUGUUCUGUACAUUCCCUAGACUGGGUUGUCCCAGUGGUCUGUACAGUCCCUAGACUGGGAUGUCCCAGUGUUCUGUAGAGUCCCUAGACUGGGAUGUCCUAGUGGUCUGUACUGUCCCUAGACUGGGUUGUCCAAGUGUUCUGUACAGUCCCUAGACUGGGAUGUCCCAGUGUUCUGUACAGUCCCUAGACUGGGAUGUCCUAGUGUUCUGUACAGACCCUAGACUGGGAUGUUCUAGUGGUCUGUACAGUCCCUAGACUGGGAUGUCCUAGUGGUCUGUACAGCCCUUUGGGAUGGGACAUUCUGUCCCACUGGUCAGCACACCCCCUAGUUGGGCCAUCCCAAUGGCCUGUACACAGCCCUAGUCCAGUGUAGCCCCUAGACUGAGAUGUCAUAAGCUGGGACACCAUGGCAGGUGCCUUUGAAUUGAGAUAUUACCCAAAGGGAGACAACCUUUUACUCUGAUACUCAAAUGAUGAAAUCUUCAAAACUCAUCAUCACCCAUCAUGGGUAUUUGUCCUGGAAUUGAUACAUCCUGGUAAUUAUGGACUACCUUGAAUUAAAAAAAACUGUGGUUGACUGAGCUAUCCCUACACAGAUACCAGGACAAGGCACAGAAAUCCUCAUUCUGAUUCCUAACAAGACAUUCCCUGUUUUUUUCAGCACGAUGGGUUUCAGACCUGGUAAUUUCUGGCUGCAAGUGUCCAGGAGUAUGUUCUGGUCAACACUGUAGAAGUGUUGGCCAUUUAGAAGUAGAUUUUAUAUAUGACUCCACAGGUUAGAAGAUAAAUGAUAGGAGAUUUUUAAUUACUUUGUCAUAUUUAUAAUUUUUGCUCUUUGUACUGGUUCAGAUAAUGAUAGAAUCUUGUGAUAAAGGAAUAAUUAGCUUAGUGGAAUCUAAAUGUUUGUAUUAAAUGUAUGGAAAUGCUUCAUGAUGCUCAAUACUUGUCAGAUUUCCAGACUAUCUGGAGCAGGCUUCUCUUUAGUUAAACAAUACUUCCCAAGCUGCUGCUAUUGUGAGAUGUGCCCUGCCAACUUUUAGUUGAUCAAUGGAGUAAUUUGUUUAAAAAAAUAUUGUAACGAGGUAACUACAAUUGCUAUUUUGUGUGUGAGAGAGGGCUGAGAUAAAACAAGAAAAAUAAUGUGUGUGUUUGUGGGAGAGAUAGAUUUAAUUACAAGAGAGUGAGGGUGUGUACAAUUUUAGCUGCUGUUUAGUCAACCUAUCAGGGGAGGCAAUCCCUGAUCAAAGUAGACAACCUUUUAUUUAAUCAGGAAUACAACCCUUUAUCAGGAAAGGCAAUCCUUGGGAUUAAAGUGGAAAAUAUUCAACAAGGGAAACAAUCCUUUAGUGAAGAGACACUUAUGAACAAGGGAGGUAAUUCCGUAUUGGGGGGGCUAUUCCUGUAAGAUAACCCAUCACAUCCUUGACAUGUGUUUUAGCAAUACUUUCUGUUGGUUGUUGGAGUAUUACAUUUUUGUGUUUUUAUAUAGAAACUUUUUUAUUAUUUCUUAAAUUAUUCCCCUUGUAUUGAAUCCUAUAUCAUGUAUAAUCUAGGUGUUUUGUGAAUAUUUAAAUAAAUACCUUCUUGUCCUCGUUAAUCCAGCUAUACAUUAAUGUAUCUGUUGGUUUCUGUCUAUAAAUGUCCCUGAUUUUUACAGAUAUAUGGACCUAGAUAGGUCUGUUACAUCUACAGCAAUAAUAUAAUGGUACAUAUAGUUACUAUCACAUCAGCACAAUAUACUAUUUUUCACUAACAGCCGUCUCAGGGCACACUGACGGUCAGUCUCUCACCACUGUUGGUCAUUCUUGUCUAAUGGUCAGGUUAACUACAGCUGGUUUGUGUCUGUCCAUCAGUCUGUGUGUCUAUAUGACUAGUCAGCUCUUUGCUAUUUGCUGCAUUUUUAUGCAAGGUGCUUGCCGUAAGAGUUCUUAGUGUUGAAUAUAGGCUCAACUCUACAAUUUUUAGUCCAGAUUUAUAUACAGUAAAAGAUAAUUAAAUGUUGAUGAAUGCUCUAAUAAUUUUAAAGAAAAUUGUUCAUAUUUCUCUUUAUUCUCAUGAAAAUAUGUAGAAAAUAUAAAUUUUACUAAAUUUAUGUCAUCAGAAACAUGUUUUCACUUUAAAAACUUUCAUGUAAUCUAUAAUUUUAUGCACUGUAUAUAAGUAUAGGAAAGUUAUUAACAGAAUAUUCAUGUUUAAGCCAUGUACAAUAUGACAGUAAAACACAAAAGAUAAAUAAUAUUUUUCAAAAUUGGAGCUAGAUUUAAUGCAGAAUUAUAAAAAGAUUCAGACAUAUUAGGUCCUAGGUCCUUUGUUCAUACCCGUAAUGAUUGUAUCUGUUGCUUAUAAAGGCUGGUUUUAUAUAGGAGAUCUGAUGCACUGCUUUUGUUAAUACUUGGAUAGUUGUAGAACCCCACACUCCACCGGUACAUACCGGACACAAUAAAACAAAACCUUCCAA
Molecule: messenger RNA, 4569 nt
Organism: Ylistrum balloti
Lineage: Eukaryota; Metazoa; Mollusca; Bivalvia; Pectinida; Pectinidae
Product: tropomodulin-1-like
Exons: 10
Coding region: 405-1475 (356 amino acids)
Biological process (GO): pointed-end actin filament capping; myofibril assembly
Cellular component (GO): myofibril
Molecular function (GO): tropomyosin binding
Source: RefSeq, a predicted model, not a curated record